This is a messenger RNA of Strongylus vulgaris, 464 nucleotides long. The record is from the annotation of a GenBank genome assembly. NCBI's taxonomy places the organism in Eukaryota, Metazoa, Nematoda, Chromadorea, Rhabditida, Strongylidae.
AUGUCCUGUGGAUAUGCACCCAAACCGAUUGGAUGCAUCUGCUCCGCUACAUAUAGUCACAGAAAUAGUGAUGCAAGGACAACAGUGAUUGGUCUCUACUAUGUACGAGAGGAGUUUCGUGGGAAAGGAAUAGGAAAUGAGCUCUUCAGAAGAAUCAUAGCCAAUAAAAAAAACCACAACUUGUAUCUAAAUGCAAUUUAUAAUAUGGUGAAGAAAUAUCAAGUUCUCUACAACUUUGCCCUUGCCACACCUUGGCGAAUCGUUUGGUACCAGUUUAAUCCAAAGGAUUUGUACCUGGAGGAUUCAGAAUGCACAAAUGAAAAGAAAAUUGAUGUUACGCAGGUGACAGCAAAUAACGUAUCUCGUUUCUUAGAAUACGACAGCCGUGUGCAGAAUGAUCUCGAUCGAACUUCAUAUAUUAAGUCAUUUGCUAUUCAGCCGUGCGCUGAUUCGAAGGUUUGAAU